Messenger RNA from Anolis carolinensis (green anole), 9601 nucleotides. RefSeq names its product interleukin 18 receptor accessory protein (gene il18rap). Lineage: Eukaryota; Metazoa; Chordata; Lepidosauria; Squamata; Anolidae. Gene Ontology annotation, molecular function: interleukin-18 receptor activity; interleukin-1 receptor activity. The record is from RefSeq and is a predicted model, not a curated record. The transcript is spliced from 11 exons. Gene Ontology annotation, biological process: interleukin-18-mediated signaling pathway. Bases 6157 to 7851 code for a protein of 564 amino acids.
CCCCCCCCAGCUUCCUGGCAAGUCAUUGUUACACUCCAGAAGGCGAGCAGGGAGGCCUAAUGGUGGUCUGGUAGGGUUACUCUUUAUUUUUAGGGCUUUUUGGGGGAGGGGCCUUAGGAAGGAAGUGGGUGCCGUCUCUCAUCUUUGGGCUCCAGGAGCCCAAAAGGUGCAAGGUGAGGACUGGCCCCCGUGUAGUCCCAGUACUACCUGGUAGUCCAUAACCCCUUAGAACCAGGCCUUUCAUUAAUUCGGAAUAAAGCAGGGUUUUCUUGAAUUAAUUUGCUUUUACAGGAUAUGUCGUUUGGGUGCCUCUGGUAAAAGUGCGAGACUUGCGUAUUUUAGGCCUUGUCUGGGUGGCCCCUUAAUGUGGCAGAGCAGAACUGCUUGGAGAGGAGGAAUGGAUGAACAUGCCUGCUCCCUCCACUUACCUCAGCAGAGUGAUCCAGCGAAUGAUAAACUCUUCCAUCAACAAUUACAAAAAAAAACAAAAAAAAACAAAAACCAUUUGAUGUAACCUAUGGGAAAUGAAGCAUGGGUAGGAUAUUACUACAAGACUGGGAAAGAUUUCAAUAUUUUUUAAAACUCAAAUGGAUUUAUUCUUUGUUCAAGAGUUCACAAGUAUUGCAUUGGACUGGUUACAUGCAAACAAUACCAAUCAUGGGAAGUCACUCCUGUAAACCCCCAUAUCUGGUAAGAAUCCCCAAACCUUGAAAUCUUGUGAUGGCAGGCCGGAAGCCAACACAAGGAGAGGGAUUUUGCUACUUGUACUGGCCACAAUCGCAAUAGACUCCCCAACAUUGGUGUAUAAUAUGAUGAUCAUGUGUUCAACAGAAUGAAUGGGAUUUAGGGUGUCACAUUUAAUGAUUGUAUGAAACACAGUUAUCCUGAAAUAAGGGGCAUACAAGACACCUAGCAACCCCAGCACAAGGUAACAUGGAAAACUAGACUUAAUGUUCAACUGGUAUAAAGAGUGACCUUUUAAAAUAAUCAGAUAAUUUUAUCAUAGCUAUUUUCAGAAGACUUCACAGUGCAAAAAUUAUGUGUUGCAUAUUACACUUAUAUCAAAGUAACUCCACUGGUUGCCAGUUAGUUUCCGGGUAAAGUACAAAGUGUUGAUGCUGAUCAUUAAAGCUCUACAUAGUUUGAGUCCAGGUUACCUACAGGAUUACCCCCCCCCCCCCUCCUCCCGAUAAUCUGUCCUGGACACUGAAGUGGAGGGGACAUUUAUCUCAACCAGCUGAAACUUACCUGGCAACUGUUACCCAGAGACUGGAAUGACUUGCUAGAAGCGAUCCAACAGCAAAAUGAGAUGUCAACAUUUAAGAAACAAGAAAAAAAAACCUAUGUAGAUUUUUGAUAUGUUUGAUAUGUUUUCAUCAUUUGAAAGACUAUUUUAGUCGAUAUGCAUAUGUUUUUACAGUUUUAUAAUAUUGCAUUUUACUAAUAUUGUUAUAGUCUGAAUCUGCAUUGAAUUAUUGCCAUAGUUUGUAAGCCGCCCGGAGUCUCCCUUCGGGGGUGAGAAGGACGGAGUAAAUAAAUAUCUCUUCUGGUAGGCCUACCUCAACCAACUUCGAACUGUGGAUUUUAAAUUUGCAUUUUAUUCAUAUGUUUUAAACUUUGCAUUUUGGUAUAUGUGUUUUGGCUGUGUUGUACCCCACCUUGAGCUGUGAGAAGAGAUGAGUAAUAAAUAAAAGUUGCUGUUAUUACUACAUAAUCUUUGUACAUAGAGGGACCAUUUACUUGUCACAAUCAACUUUGCCUUCAAGUGAUGUUUAGAAAAUGAUUUCUGUAGUUGAAAUCAAGUAAACGAUUAAUGAAGUAAGGAGCACGAACUUGGAGCUGAAGCCGUAAAAAUGAUAGAUCCCCAAGGGCCACCCGGUCCAAUCCCAUUAUGUCAUGCAAGAAUACACAAACAAAGCACUCUCAACAGAUAGAGAUCCGGUUUCUGUUUAAAAAAUUCCAAAUAAGAUAUAAAAAGAGGGAUUUGCAUUAUGGGGAAAAGGGGCCAAAUAAGGACACCCCCUCAAUAGGAACUCUACCAUACCAAAUAUUUUUUUCUUUGGGCUCCCAAAUAUCUAGCAUAAUAGAACAUGAGACAUUCAAAAUCUUUCACAGCACGAACUCUUCCACUUGCUGUGUUUACAUCAUCUGGGUAAUUUUGUCUGCCACCUUUUCUUCGGAUGCUGGAAUUCUGUUUCUACAUACAGUGCUAAAAAUUUGGGGAUUGGGGGAAAAUGUAAUGGAGUGAGAAGAAUUAUUCAUGGACAAUAUAUUCAUUUUUUUGCUCUCCCUGCUACAUUCCUAAGUGGAAGACUACAUGAGAAGGUGAAGGAAGAAAGCAAAUGUCUGAGCCACCAGCUGAUUGCACAAACUGGCAAAUUUUGUGCUUUUCAACCUCCAUUGUGUGUCUUUUGUCUUGUGUUCUCUUUUCCUUGCCUGUCUACUUUUCAAAACUGAAAGGUGUUCUGCUUUUAGGCUGUGUAUGUGUGAUGUUGAUGGAGAGGGGGGAUAUUUGCUCCCUCUCUAGUUUUAAUUGCAUGUUAUGUGUUGUGGACUCCACAGCAUUUCAUUCCAUCCUCUGAGUUCAUAGUUCCCAACAGAUUAUUUUGAGGGCAACACAAUCUUCCAGGAAAAGGGCCUGCUCCAGGCAUGUUGAACAGAUGUCUUGGAGGGGAGUCUGCCAAACAGGGAGAUUUGGCAGAAGCAUAUUGAUGGCCCAUCAGUACUUAAAGGUAUUUCCAUAUUUUAGUUUACAAGAUCAAUUUGGGGAAAAUUCGUUUUUUGGACUAUAUCUACUGUACUAUAACCCCCAGGCAUAUACUGUACGCAAUGAACUUUUUAGUUAAUCUUUCAAAGCUUACUCAUGGAGUAACUUAGCUGGCAUGGAGAGUACGAGAUAUUUGAGCAUUUUAAAGGUAACAUGCUAUUGCUUAUUGGUCCUACUCACUUUAGCAGUGUAAAAAUAUGUACCUUCCAGCUGUUCCGGUUUGUGCCCUUCCAGACAGGCCCUUUAUCCCAGGUUUUCUGUUUAUCCCAGAUUAUCUGGCAGUGUGGACUCAUAUAAUCCAGUUUAAAGCAGAAAACCUGUGAUCAGAUCCUGGGAUAAAGGGUCUGUCUAGAAGGAGCCCUUGUCACUGUCAUUUCUCAUCGAUCCUUUCUUGCCCCACUUUCUCCCAUUAUCUCUCUUGUUGAGGGGACAUAAUCGUAACUUCAGUGUGCUCAGGCAAAAGCAAAGUCCAAUGGGUCUUCUGAGUGUGCAUGUUUGUGUGUGUGCUUCUUCCAUAGAUCCCAGUUUUCAUCUGCGAGAUGUUGGAUGCUAUGAAAACCUUGGAAGAGGAGGAGAUUAGUGAAGGCUGCUGCCAGAGUAGUGUUCGUCAUCACAAAGCAGCUCACACUGAACAUGCAGGACAGUUUGUCUGCAAUUUCCUGUGUGUCCUCUGAAGCAAUUGUGAUUUCUGGAUUACAGUACUGCUAGAUGUAGCAAAUAUGAGUAAACAGUUCUUGCAGUGGUGAGAAAGAUUCAGUGGGGCUCCCAGACAGCUUUAAUGAAUUGAGUAAAGCUAUUUGGCUUCUUCCUAAAUGAUCUGGGAUUGGGGAUAAGCGCUCAAGUGGCUGAAUUUGAGAAGAUACGUGAUUAUUCAGAGCAGCAACAAGCUAAGCAACUUGCAGAUACUUUCUAAAGGAUCUCAACAAAAUAGGUAAUGGUGCAAACUUUGUUCAGUGUUAACUAAUUAUAAAGGAACAUGCAUUGAGGUAAAAAAGAGAGAACAAAUGAAGUGAGGGGGGAAUUAGGAAAGAAAGGGAGUGAUAUCAAAUAGACUUCUUAAAAAUCAACGGUAGAGUGACUCUAGGAAUACAGUAUACAGUUCCCUGUUCUAUCUCAGAAAUUGUGAGUUUGAACUGGGAAAGUCAAAGAAAUGGCAAACUAAUGAUCAAAUUUUCAUAUUGAAAAUCCUGUCCAGGUAUUUACUCUUCAAAGUUAUAAUUGGAUAGUGAUGGGGAAGUGAUCAUGAAGGGUUGCAAACCAAGAAUGGAUUUAAUGUGCCAAGCUUGAAGAUGGUGGAUUAUAAAGUUAACUAGGAAAUUAUAGGCAUUAUAGUCCAAAGGAUUUGGACUUUGACAAGAUUUGCCUAUAUUUAUAGAGGAGCUAUCCUUUCUGGAUCUGAGCCAACAGUGAUGUGAUGAAGGAAAUUGAGGUCCCUUCUAACACUGCUAUAUAAAAUCCAGAUUAUCUACUUUGAACGGGAUUAUAUGACAGUGUAGACUAAGAUAAUCCAGUUCAAAUCAGAUAAUGUGGAUUAUCUGCUUUGAUGAUCUGGAUUAUAUGGCAGUGUAGAAGGGGCCAGAGAUAACAAGUGGUCCAUGUGGACUAGAUGCAUGCAGAGCAACUUUAUUGCAGGAAGGUGGCAAACCAGCACUGAAGGAAGGCUGUUACCUUUGGAAGGUACCAGCAUGUUUUUUCUCCAGGAAUGUGACCUUUGGUGGUCGUUCCUAUUGUUUGAUUCUGUGUGCAACCAGCUUCCGGUCUGCCACUUCCCUGCAAAACCUGUCUUCUGCUAUUGACGAGGAAACCAUGGUCCUGGAAUUUUCCUUGUGCCAUAUGGCAUGGCAUACAAGUGACAUCAGGGGAUGAGAUUGUCCCCUUCUUCCCCUGCUGUAAUCAAACAUUUAUAGGAUUUUAUUUUGCAAAGCUCCCAUGAAACCGUGAAGUUAUUUUUUAAAGUAUUUUUACAAAUAUUUUACAGAGCAGCAGAACUGGGGGACAGCAGAGUUUUGUCCCUAACAGGAAGUAUAGCCACAACAUCAUAGGUUGGCUAUUUUAACACCCUGAACUCCUCCAGCUAGCCAGAGGGUGAAUUCCCUCUCCUCACACCCCCAGGCACAGGAAUUCGCAUUGAAAGAAAAUUGCCAGGCCUCUACGCCAUUUAAAAUUAAAACGUAUCAGGUUUUGUUUUCAAAAUAAGAAGUGAGGUGCUAGCUACUUCCAUUUGUUUUAUUUCUUGGUACUUUUCACAGCCCAGGUCACCCCCAGACAAUCUUAAGUACAAAAAAUUGGCCCUUAGACCCACUUGGGCCAUAGCAUUUGAGAGAGUUGUGGACUUUCACUAGGCACUUUCAACAGGUUUUCCACUAUGAAGGAUGUGCAACAUACAAGGGAAACUUUUUUCUCAUGCUGCUCUUUUCACCCACAGAAUUAGCAGUAUCUAUCUUCUGGAGUCAGCCCUGAAAUCCAAAACUCUUCCAUUAUUCCUAUUUGGCAGGGCUAGUCCCAAUUAACCCUUUGUUGUCCCACUUUCCCAGCUGCUUUUAAAAUGUCCCCGUUUCAUUCUCCAACUUCCUCCUUUGCCCUCCAGCUUAGAUCAAGUGCUGAAAAUUGACUUUGAUGCACAAAAGCAGGUUGCUCUCAAUUAAUUCAACAAAGAGGAAAGAGAAAGAGGCAGAAUCUUAGUCUUGCAAAUAAGACCUGGCAAAAGCAAAUGGUUGUAGUGACAUAUAACUCUCUUUGGCUAUCUUGACCACAUGCUGGUGUUGUUUGACCAUAUGUCCCAGCUUUCAUGUGUGAAGUGUUGAGAUGUAUGGAAUUCCUCUAUUUUUCAGUCACAAAGUGCAGUGAUCUUCAGGAUUACAAUGCUUUUCCCUAUAGUUUUUUUUCAGACAAUAGUACACAGUGUAUAAGUAAACAUUAUCUUGUCAGUGAUCUGUAGCAAAAGGGUGGGUGAGCAGAUAGAUAUGAGGAAGAAUUACAUUAGAUGGAAACAUCUUGGCAUCAAUCUUAUAUUACCAACUGCAUAACUGGUGGUAGGGUGGGAGGAGAGUGGCAUUUCCUGAUGAAAUGAUCUUGAAAACCUUUAUGCAAAUAAGAAUAAGACAUUAAUAAGACAUCGUUGGUAGCUUUCAUGGAAAAGUUCAUUCAGUUUUCCCCUCCCACAUUUUAUGUGAAGAGUUGCCAGAAACGCAUAGCAAAAAGGAAGCUGAUGACAUCGUGAUAAAGGAAACUCUGAUUAGAAGGAAACUGACAUGCCGCCUCAGAGCUAAUCACAGCUCUUAUCGCAACUGGCAGGAUUCAGAGGUACAUAAACUGUCCUAGGAAAAAUUGCAUUGACCAUGAAUGUUCAGGGCCAAAUGAGUACUGAAGAAAUGUCGUGUUAGAAAGCAAUGCUAUUUUACUGGAUUAUCCUGCUAUUAAUGAAAAGUGCUGAAUCCAGAGAUUUUAACAUUACAGGAUGUCUUCAAAAACCCAGUGAUUUGAGGUAUCGAGCUAUCAGUGACCAGAAAUUUGUUGUAUCCUGUGACUUACUAUCUGAGGACCCCACUGUGAUCUUCAACUCUUCUCAUCUGGAUGAAAGCCAGGUGCAGUGGUUUCGGCAAUCAAGUGAUGGAGGAGUUAAAAUGGACUUCAAGAAUGCAACCAGCAACCCGACUCUUUGGGGGAAUGCCCUUUGGUUUAAUCCACUGAAAGUCCAACAUUCUGGCACAUAUGUCUGCAUCAAUAGGGAAAAGAUAUCACCAUGCAUUAAUAUUUUUAUAGUUGUUGAAACAAAAAAUGUGGCCGAUUGCUCAGGUGACAGCGAGAAUGAGAAGUAUCUAUUUAUUUCUCAAGGAACAUCUAUUGCUUGCCCAGGAAAAGAUUGUUACCAUCAUUUUCAGCAUUCAUCAGUUAAAUGGUACAAGAAUGGAAGUAAAAUGAAACAUCAUAAUAUCGAAAGACCUGGUCUACAGUUUAAGGGAGAUAAACUGGUAUUACGUACUGUCUAUGACAAAGAUAAUGGUACUUAUGUGUGUGAUUAUACAUUGGUUGACAACAGUGCUCAGUGGCAAGUGAGAACAGUAGUUGAAGUAAUUAUUAUCGCGAAAGACACUCUGAAUCCUCCUACAGUUUUGUAUCCCAGUGGUGAGACAAUCCUUGAAGUAGAACUUGGACAAAAUAUUGAGCUUGAAUGCAAAGCCAAGUUUGGAUUUGAAAUGAAUGCUUCAUCUUCAAUACAGUGGUACAUAGAAACUAGUGAAAAUAAGGAACUAGCAUCUAAAAAAAGGGUUCAUCCAAAGGGACUAGAAGGUCAAAUCUUUAAUAAUGUUUUCACCCUGAUGGAAAUAAUGGAAAAAGAUUUAAGGAGCCAUUUCAUUUGCUUGGCUCAAAACUCCAUUGGCAACUCCACUGGCAUGUUCAGGCUUAAAAGAAAAACAGAAAAAGGUAUCUAUUUCCUUCUGGCUUUGUGCUGUACCAUCACAACACUUCUUGGAAUAAUUUUGGGAAGUACACUGGCUUACUGGCGCUGGAUUGAUCUAGUGCUUCUUUAUCGGUAUUACCUGGCCAAAGAUGAAACUAUAGGGGAUUGCAAGGAAUAUGAUGCAUUUGUGUCCUAUGCAAAGCCAGAUCCUACUGUGACAGAUAAAGCACUGUGCAAUGACGAACAGUUUGCCUUGGAGUUUCUUCCUCAGAUUUUAGAAAAUGAAUAUGGCUAUACGCUGUGUCUUAAAGAAAGGAACAUUCUUCCAGGAGGAGCAUACACUGAUGACAUCGUAAAUGCUCUCCGAAGGAGCCGGCGGGCUAUAAUGGUCCUGAGCCCUAGCUAUUUCAAAAACACAGAGUCCCUCUUUGAACUCGAAGCAGCAGUCAACACUGUACUGGACGAUAAGACCAUCAAACUAAUCCUAAUUCAGUUUGAGCCUUUCCAGGAGCCACAAUUAUUACCUCAGAAAGUGAAGAAAGUUCUCAAGAUUUUGCCCAGGAUUACUUGGGAAAUAUCUACUUCUUCUACUCCUAAUAAGCUAUUUUCGAAAAAACUGUGGUAUUGCAUGCCAGUUAAACAUACCAUAAGAGCUAAGGCCAGGAAGGUUAUGGGACAAUGAAAGUAGAAACACUUUUUCCUAAAUAAUAAUAAUAAUAAUAAUAAUAAUAAUAAUAAUAAUAAUAAUAAUAAUAAUAGUGAGGUUUUCUGGCAUUGUAUAUUUCUGCUGCUUCUGUGACUGUUCAUUUGUAUUUUGAUUCCAUAGCCCACUUUUCGAUGGAUGUCCAGAAUCAGCAGCAUCCACCGCGGUCCUUUUUAUCCUGGGCGACGACCGAGCCAGUAAAGAUUUCAUUUUGGUUUGAUUCUCCAUAAUGCUAAUGGGUUAGGUGCUCUUAGUUCCACUCCUCAGCUGAGACCUCUCUGGCUUGGUUGGACCUGCCAGUAGUUACACUACCGCCAGCACAGCUCUCUGUCAUCAUUGGAACAGUUAAGCCCCCUCCCCCCACCAUGACACGGUGGCACCUACGGGGGGGGGGGGGGUAACAUUUGGAAACAAUAAACAUUGACAAAAUUAUGAUCUGCCAACUGCAAAAGGCCACCCUACUGGGAUCUGUGCGCAUCAUUCGAAAAUACAUCACACAGUCCUAGACGCUUGGGAAGUAUUCGACUUGUGAUUUUGUGAUACGAAAUCCAGCAUAUCUAUCUUGUUUGCUGUGUCAUACAAUGUUGUUGUGUCAAUAAUAAUAAUAAUAAUAAUAAUAAUAAUAAUAAUUUAUUUAUAUCUUGCCAUCAUCUCCUGGAGAGACUCGGGGCGGCUCACAGAACACCCAAGGUGUGACAUACAAAAUACAAGUGCAAAACAAAAAAACCAAAAAAAACCCAGUCAAACAUAACAUUUAGGAGUCAUUGCCAAUUUGAACACACAACACUAGACUGAGUGGAUGGUGAAGAUCAGUAUCACAGCUUCAAAGGGUUACUGUUUUGACUGUAAAACCCAGAAUCCUUGCCCAGUCAACAUGGACAGUUAAGCUGUGUUGGUUAGGGAUCCUGGGUCAAACAAUACCAAUGAAUACCAAUGAAUACUUUUAUCAACUUUUGCUCAGUACAGAGAAAAAUUUGUAGGUUAAAAUUUGGUUAUUUUUCCUGUAUCAAUAGUAACAUAAAAUUCUUACUGAAAUAUUACAAGUAUUUUGUAUUAUGAAAAUGUUUUGGAUUUAGAAAAUAUCUGAUAAACCUCAAGAAAUAAGACAUAUAAGUAAUUAUUUUUAGGAUUUUAUGGAAUCUCAUUUCCAAUUUGGUGCAUGGUUAAUCAGUUCCACCAAAGCUAAAGGAACUAAACCCAUGUGUGUGUUUUGUAUAAAAGUUUAUUUUGGAAAUCUUUUCAUUGCAGGCUAAUGCAACAACAUCAUGUCAGAGCACCUGACAUUGUUAUUUCUUAUAUGGAUUAUCAUAGGAAAGACCAGGACUAUUGAAUAACUUUCUCAUGAAAUGUGUAGAACACCCACAAAAUGAGUUAACCGCAGUUUGGAAACUUUUAAAAAAUAAAGCUUCCAGAAUCCAUCUGUUAGCAUGGCUACUCACUACUCAUUCUAGCCAGCAUGCUAUUGAAUUUGUUGUUGAAAAAAAUAACUACCAGUAUUUGAGGCUCUGAUUAGAACUCAUGAAUACAAAAAUAAAACAGAAGAAGAGAGAAACCAUUCAAAAUAAAGGCAUAGGUAUAUAAAAAAACAGAGGUCUGAGAGGUUCAGAAUGUAAAUUACCAACACAUUUUCAUAUGUACUCAAAAGCCAAAAGAAUCUAAUAUGAACUUGAUAUAUCAGCAGCACAAGAUGUCUCAAAAAUAAAAGAAGAGCUCCUUCCUCUCCAAAUUA